Eucalyptus grandis is the source of this 1237-nucleotide messenger RNA. RefSeq names its product polyadenylate-binding protein RBP45. Gene Ontology annotation, cellular component: cytosol. Lineage: Eukaryota; Viridiplantae; Streptophyta; Magnoliopsida; Myrtales; Myrtaceae. Gene Ontology annotation, molecular function: mRNA binding. The record is from RefSeq and is a predicted model, not a curated record.
AUGAGACAAUUGCAGCAUGUUAUCAGGAACAAGCAGACAAUGCAACCAGAAGGUUAUGGUUUCAUUGAGUUUUACACGGGCAGCAGCAAAAGAGUACUGCAGACGUACAAUGGUGCAAUCAUGCCCAAUGGUGGAUAGAGCUUUAGACUGAACUGGGCUAGUGCUAGUGAAAAACGUGCGGACGAUACCCCUGACUAUACAAUUUUUGUGGGGGACUUGGCUUCAGAUGUUACGGACUACAUGUUGCAAGAGAUGUUCAGAGGACGCUAUCCUUCUGUUAGGAGUGCAAAAGUAGUAAUGGACAGGCUUACGAGCCGUACAAAGGGUUAUGGGUUUGUUAAGUUUGGAGAUGAAAGUGAGCAGAUACGUGCUAUGAGUGAGAUGAAUGGAGUCUUCCUUUCAACAAGACCGAUGAGAAUUGGACUUGCCACAAAUAAGAAAAUCGCUACUGGGCAACAGUAUCAAAAAGCAUCUUACCAGAACACUCAAGUUACUCCAAAUGAGACUGAUCCCAAUAAUAAAACUGUAUUUGUUGGUGGUCUAGAUCCCAAUGUGACUGAUGACCACUUGAGACAAGUUUUUGGACAAUACGGCGAAAUUGUCCAGGUGAAGAUACCACCUGGAAAGCGGUGCGGAUUUGUUCAGUUUGCUGAUAGGAGCUGCGCGGAAGAAGCUUUGCGAAUGUUGAAUGGAACCCAGCUGGGAGGACAGAACAUUAGGCUUUCAUGGGGCCGGAGUCCUGCAAAUAAACAGCCACAGUCAGAUCCUAGCCAGUAUGGAGGGUAUUACGGAUAUGCUGCUGGUUAUGAAAACUAUGGAUAUGGUGCAGCUUCGCAAGAUGCUAACAUGUACUAUGGCGGUUACGCUGGAUAUGCAAAUUAUCAGCAGCCCCAGCAGCAACAGCAGCAACAACAACAAUUAGGUUACAGUUGAGAAUUUGGCGAAUCUCGGGGCAUUCUGUCAUUGUGCUUAGCCUGUAAUUGGAAGCUGCACUCCUCCCUACCUUCUCUCUUUCUUGCCUAUUGCGAGCCUUUUUAGUUUGUUGUCUUAGAAUUUUCACACCGACAUAAAACCUUUGAAUCUUUUGUCCGGAGAUCUCAUCUGUUGUACUGCUCUCUUUUUGUGUUCUUGAUGCCUUUUUUCCCUCUUGGGUAUUUUCAUAAUAUCUUGUGUUAGAUAUGACCAGAUUGAAUAGAGUGGCAUGUUACUCUUCUGUUGAGAGUAUGAAUCUCCUCAA